This is a messenger RNA of Paracoccidioides lutzii Pb01, 2292 nucleotides long. RefSeq lists its product as hypothetical. The record is from RefSeq and is a predicted model, not a curated record. Gene Ontology annotation, molecular function: protein binding. The transcript has 4 exons. The coding region runs from base 1 to 2292 and encodes 763 amino acids.
AUGCCUAUUCACCACCAGUCUUCCAAUCCUCGUAUGGGCGCAACUUUUUACCCAGGGCAUGUUGAUGCUUUCCAAAUGCCUGAAGUCAUCUCCCCGGCACCGCAAAGGGUUAUGCCAGACGUCCCCGAAAACAUGCAGGAUAACCUUGCCCAUCUCGAACAAGAAGCCUACGGUCCAGGAAGCAUGGCAAGCCAACGUAGCCAAUUCGGCCAGUAUGAUUACGAGCAACCACAACCACAACCACAACAACAACUGGCGCCACAACAGCAACAACAAUUCCCAAGUCGAACAUCGUCGAUCGCCGCUCAACAGAACUAUCCACAGAAUGACCAAGCGUACUCAGACCCCUAUAGCCAGCAGGCCUACAAGCAGCACACGCAAUCCACCACCGAGACUCCUAAUUUCUCCCCCUUCCCCGUCCUACGAGAUCCCCCUCCCAACGUCCCUCCAACCGAUGAGCAACGAGAAGCAAAUCUGGAAAGUGGGCGCGUCGCUGUCCUGAGCUCCAAUGAUCCGGAAAUGCAGCUGGCCUGGGCCCAGGACGCUCUCUCCUACGUCGAAGUCGCCAUGCAAAACGAAAUCCGCAUGGCUGUCAUCCAACCCCCGCGACCGCAAACGCCGCAGGUGGAGCAUCAGGUGAAAACAGACGCGAUCAAUGUCGUAUCCUUCCUGGCUGACCAAGGCCACCCCAGAGCCCUGUUUAUCAAAGCGAUGUGGCUCGAGUUUGGCAAAUUUGGUUUCCGCGUGGAUAAGAAAGAGGCUUUCCUAUGCUAUUCACAAGCGGCGGAGAAGGGACAUGCACGGGCAGAAUACCGAAUAGGUAUGCAGUUCGAGAAUUCCGGCGAACCACACAAGGCGAUUAAACAUUAUGAACGAGGAGUCGCGCUUGGAGAUUCCGCUUCGAACUAUAGACUUGGGAUGAUGAUCCUCUUGGGUCAACAUGGUCAGCACCAAGACUUUGCCGCCGGACUGGAUCAUAUUCGAUAUGCUGCGCAGACGUGCGACGAAAAUGCCCCACAGGGAGCAUAUGUAUAUGGAAUGCUAUUAGCGCGUGAACUUCCCCAAGUCGCUCUUCCCGAUGAAUAUCUUCCUAUUGACCUGGAAGCCGCCCGGAUGAAUAUCGAGAAGGCGGCGUACCAUGGUUUUGCUAAGGCACAGGUGAAAAUGGGAGCUGCCUAUGAGCUCUGUCAGCUUGGCUGUGAUUUUAACCCUGCUUUAUCUCUGCAUUAUAAUGCGCUUGCUGCACGACAGGGUGAACCUGAAGCUGAAAUGGCGAUCAGCAAAUGGUUCCUAUGCGGUCAUGAGGGGCUCUUCGAGAAAAAUGACGAGAUGGCAUAUACCUACGCAAAACGGGCUGCUCAGAGUGGCCUUGGCACCGCAGAAUUCGCUAUGGGCUAUUUUCACGAGAUUGGAAUAUACGUUCCCGUAAACAUCACGGAGGCACGGGCGUGGUAUGCAAAGGCUGCAGCCAAGGGUAACAAGGAUGCCAGCUCCCGGAUCGACAGCAUAUCGCGAUCCAAGACUCUGUCGAGAAAGGAUCAUGAGCGCGUCGCCAUUGCACGUAUCAAAUCGCAAUAUGCCUCCCAUGGUCGGGCUCAGCGCUACCAAGAACUCCAGAGCGUGCAGCCUAUUCAACAACAAGAUACCAUUGAGAUGCCAGACCCAUCACGCAUGACCAUUUCCAGCAAGGACACCAUGCACCAGCGCCCCAUGUCUGCAGCUCCAUAUCCUGACGGACCUAAUUCCAGCUACGGCAGCCCAUCAAACCAAUACAAAAGUCCAAACAUGCGCCCCAGCUCGUUCGGAAGCAAUCCCAACAUCCGCUCCCAUUCCGCAAACCCCAUUCAGAACCGCAUAACCUCUGGCGACGGACCGCCACCGCCACAUCACCAACAACCACAGCAAGGAGCCUAUAGACCGCAAGCCACUACUCCAAAACUGGACAUCGGCUUCUCUGCGCCGCCAGACCCAUCCGGUGCGGACCGACGGAGACACCCGCAACGUCCAGAUGCCAAUGCCCACAAUGGUGCUACACACCCCCACCGACAUCAAGGCCCUCGUGGGAACAACCGCGUGGCUUCGUCUCCAAUCCCGUCGUCCGGUCAGUAUCCGCCCCGCGGCGAAUCGAGGCCGCAACAGACUUCCGCUGCGCCGGCUUCGUCGGCUGGACGGCCCGGUCAGCAGGGGCCAGCGGGGCAGAAGCCUGUUUCUGGAUUGCCAGGUAAGGGACCGAAGACGUUUGAAGAGAUGGGAGUGCCGCAGGGGAAGGGUGAUAGUGACUGUGUAAGUUGA